Molecule: messenger RNA, 1362 nt
Organism: Serpula lacrymans var. lacrymans S7.9
Lineage: Eukaryota; Fungi; Basidiomycota; Agaricomycetes; Boletales; Serpulaceae
Exons: 4
Coding region: 54-1040 (328 amino acids)
Biological process (GO): U6 snRNA 3'-end processing
Cellular component (GO): nucleus
Molecular function (GO): 3'-5'-RNA exonuclease activity
Source: RefSeq, a predicted model, not a curated record
GAGUGGGACUUGACCUGAACGUCCUUGAACAUUUCGUUUUCGUUGUGCGGUAUAUGAUAAGAAAAGCACCUGGCUUGGUUUCGUAUGAGAGUUCUGAUGACGAGAAUACAGCUAAGGAGCCAGUUCCAAAGAAACGGAAGUUACCCGCUCUCACCCCAUCAUUGGUUGUACCAGCACCCAUCGAUAAUCCUGUCCUCCAUCAAGGAAGAAUCCGCACUGUACCCCAUGUGGAUGGCCAGUAUGCAGCAUACAUAUAUGUACCCCUGAUACUAGAGCCCACCAAUCCGUUAAAUUUACUUAUCGAGGAUGCUCUCAACUAUACCAAACAAGUCGUACCGUCAUCAUAUGAAAUUGGGAUCCAAGAUUUGCGGGAAAAUGUUUCUACACACCACACGCCAGGAACGGUCUUGCAUCACCGAGAAUUCCACAUAUCUUUGUCACGGCCGAUAUUUCUUCGGGCACACCAAAGAGAUGAGCUAAAACGUGCUAUCAAAACUAUAGCCAUGAACCAUUCCCCAUUCGAGGCAUCAUUUGCGAUGUUUACGGAGCUAACCAACGAUGAACGCACAAGGACAUUUCUUACAGCUGAAGUAGGCGCUGGCCAUCAAGAGUUGAGAAGUAUGUCCCAGGCGUUAACACCCGUCCUGAAAGCGAUUCGACAAAAAGAAUUUUACGUAGAACCUCGAUUUCAUGCUUCCAUUGCCUGGGCUCUUCUUGCUUCGCCUUCUGCACCGGUAUUCAACGAUACCUCUUUGGAAGGUGUCGCGUCAUCAUCGAAGACCACGCCUCUUACCUCAGCGGAAAACAAUUUAUUGCGCGAACCGCAAUUGGAUCCCCAGCCUGAAGAGCUUGAGGACAAGAUACUACCGAACGUUCAGUUUCCUAGAAUUCCGCAUUUCCCGGCUGACAUGAUUUCCUCGUUGAAUUCAGUUUAUGGGGCUCGCUUGUCGUCUGUAAAUGUUGGCAGUUUCGAUAUCGAUGAGAUAUGUGUAAGGAUAGGUAAAAAUGUCUUCAGGUGGAAUCUGAAGGGCCGAUCAUAGCCUUCAUUAAAGUCUCGUAACGCUUUGACUGUUCUAGCAGACACUGGAUUAGAUGAUGUAUGGAAUGUAUGAAAGAAGCUAUAGUCUUCCUAUGCGCAGCGCAUCCCUAAUACAGGAUGGACGGUAUGAUGCUUACGAUUCUGAUAUGUAAGCUACUAACGAAAUUCAUCAUGGUAGUAUUCAAGUGUGGACCGCCUCGGGUUUAGCCAAGUAAAGGUAGAGGCUAUAACGGGAGCUUUAAACUUCUAUCGACAGUCUGCAUGUUUGUAUGUUACCGUAGAUUCAGAGUCAUAACCAGCAUAAUAUAUAAUGACUUACAACU